CCCCGAGCGGGGGAGAGAUUCCCAGGCCUGGCUCGGCUGGAGAGCCGCCGACGAGGGGGGGGAGGUAGGGAGUUGUUUUUAAUGAAAAAGCUUUAAAUGUAAAUGUUUCUAUUAAAAAAACAUCAGGGAAUGUAACAUUGUUAAAUAUUUACUGCCUUUCACACACACAGGGGAACUAUACGAAGGGAGAGCUUGAGGCCUAGGUCUAGGCUUUAGGCCUAGCUGUAGGCCUUAGGCCGCCGUGGGUUAAUUGUUAAUAUAAAUGUUUUAAUUAUUUAUGUUGAAGCUUUAAAUGUAAAUGUUGCUAUUUAAAAACAUCAGGGAAUGUAACAUUGUUAAACAUUUACUUUCUUUUCACACACACGGGGGAACUAUACGAAGGGAGAGCUUGAGGCCUAGGUCUAGGCUUUAGGCCUAGCUGUAGGCCUUAGGCUGCCGUGGGUUAAUUGUUAAUAUAAAUGUUUUAAUUAUUUAUGUAAAAGCUUUAAAUGUAAAUGUUUCUAUUAAAAAACAUCAGGGAAUGUAACCUUGUUAACCAUUUACUCCCUUUCACACACGCGGGGGAACUAUACGAAGGGAGAGCUUGAGGCCUAGGUCUAGGCUUUAGGCCUAGCUGUAGGCCUUAGGCCGCCGUGGGUUAAUUGUUAAUAUAAAUGUUUUAAUUAUUUAUGUUGAAGCUUUAAAUGUCAAUUUUGCUUUUUAAAAACAUCAGGGAAUGUAACAUUGUAAUUAAAAGCUAUCUGAGGGAAUUAUAAGGGAAUGCUACACUUGGUUAGCCAGGAUAGCGUCACUGAGUCUAAAUGUUUUUGUAGGGUCAUGCCAAGUGUUUGCAGUAGGGGGCGAUGUUGACACACGGACGGACGGACGGACAAACGGACGCACGAUAUAAUCUAUUGGAGUCUGGUCCACUUCGUUCCUACCAGAAGUGCAUAAACCAAUCUACUACGCCUCUUCACAUGCGCGUGGAACGAAUGAUUAUUGCAUUCGUUCUAAAUUUGUAGCUUUCGUGACUGCAAUGAUUCAUACUCUUUGGUUUUUUCGGUAAAGUCACGUAGGUAAAACAAUAAUAAUAAAUAACUAAAACAAUAUAAAUAAUAAAAUAACAAAUCAGGGGGGAAGAGGGGGGCUUAUCUGAAUGUGGUUGCCGGGAAGUGGCGGGGGUGUCGGGGCUAAAAGAGAACAAAUGAGCACAUUAGCUCAGGGUUGUGGCCGGUGUUAGCUGAUAGUAAGCAUAAAAGUACUGGUAAACGCUGGGGAUGUUAACACUCGCGAAAGUAUAAUAUUACCUGUCAAAUAAGAUGGUACAAAUAUGUGUAGUUAAAUAUUUUUUACAUGGUUAAUAACAUCUUUCCAAUGAUUACUCAUUCGUGUUACUUAGUGCAGUAAAUACGUGUUACUUAUUGCAGUAAAAACAACUCAUCGCAUGAACCAUCCUGCGCUCCUAGAAUAUCAACUCUGUCAAUGCAUUAAACGUAAGAUUAUAUAUUUUCUUUAAACAUUCGACUGCGGAGUCACUUGAGUUGAAUUUGAGUGGUGAUGAUUGUGCACCGUGCCUUCAAGGCGCGCGACCCUUCUGCAGUGCGUGAGCUACUCAUCUCUUGCCACGUAAAAUGUUAAACUUUCCAUAUAAUGUCGGUUAAUUUUGAGUAAUUUUCUUCAGUUUGUUGUCCAUCUGAAAAUCCAUAAAUUUAUUCAUUUCAAAGUUCGAUUAAAACGUCCAGUUAAAAGUUCGGUGACAAGGGACGAUUGACAUGGCGCGCAGUCCUCACCAUAGCGCGAGAGGAGGAAUCGCGAGCGCGCGAGGCAAAACUUAAAUAGAAAAUAUUUUGUUGGAAUUAAAUAUGAGUAGUCUUUUGAAGCAUCUUGUCUUGCAAAAAAUUCGAGUGCGUUUUAAAUAGUGUUCAUCAGUAACACUUUUGAAAACCGACAAUCAUCAUAUCUUGCCCUGACCGAACAAUGUCUCCCAAAUGUUGGUUGUUCACUUGUUUAGAAUUAUAAUUUAUAUCGUGAGCAUUGUCGUAUAUUGCAUAAGUAACGUACAUUAAAGAAGUGAUCUUCGUGAUGAUGUAUUAACUAGAUGCAUGUAAGUAUGAACGUUACGGGAGUAAUCGAGCCCAAAGGCAGGCGUGAUAAACACAGUGAGUAUGGAGGCAACUCCCUCACUAGAGCUGAGUGCUGGAUGAUCUCAGCGACGUCCGCUUUCAGUACGCCGCUUCUAUAAUAACCUCGGGCCUGGAGGACGCUCUGUUCGAAUUCGUGAGAGCGCUGAUUUCGGUUUCAAAGAGGCGAGGCGAUAAAAGCGACGUCUUGAGAUGGCGGAAACUGCUCCUGCUCAACCACCAGCUGCGGCUACUUCAGCGCCUAAAAGCCCCAAGAAGAAGCGCGCCGCUCCAAAGGCCAAGAAGGUCGGCCCCAGCGUGUCCGAGCUCAUCCUCAAGGCUCUGGCCAGCAGCAAGGAGAGGAACGGCGUGUCUCUUCCUGCGCUCAAAAAGUCGCUUGCUGCCGGAGGAUACGACGUGGAGAAGAACAAUGCCCGCGUGAAGUUGGCCAUCAAGAAGCUCGUGGCCAAAGACGCCGUGGCGCAAGUGAAGGGCAGCGGCGCGUCUGGCUCUUUCAAACUCAACAAGGAAAAGGCUGCCGCAAAGGCGAAGCCCAAGUCGUCAACGGCAAAGCCCGCAGCUAAAAAGCCCGCGGCAGCCAAGAAGGUGAAGAAGCCCGCGGCAGCCAAGAAGACCGCGCCCAAGAAGUCUCCCAAGAAAGCAAAGAAGCCCGCGGCUGCCAAGGCGGCCAAGAGCCCCAAAAAGGUGAAGUCGGCUGUUAAGCCCAAGAAGGCGGCGAAGAGCCCAGCCAAGCCCAAGGCUGCGAAGCCCAAGGUCGCUAAGCCCAAGACCGUCAAGGCCAAGGCCGCCAAACCCAAGGUGGCCAAGCCCAAGAAGGCCGCGGCCAAGCCCAAGAAGACUGCGCCAAAGAAGUGAAUCCGAUGGGACGACCGACGCUCGAUUCACUCCACCUCAACGGCUCUUUUCAGAGCCACCCACUUCGUUAAAAAAGUGAACCAGAUGCUGCUGCGCUUCAAUUAGUUCAAAUUAACUGUGUAACAUUUCACCCACUCGAUGUGUUUUAAGCAUUGAUGUGAUGGGAGUGAUCGAGCCCGAAAGCAGGGAUCACAAACACAGGCGAGGCGGGUGGCAGCUCCCUCACUCGAACUGAGUGCAGAGUAAUCUCAGCGACGUCAGCAUUCUCGCUGGCGAUUCUAAUCUAAAUCCAGAUUCAAAAUGAUGCAUUCUUGACGAAUCUCCAAUUUUGAUUAUGUGUUGCACCUCUUCAUUCCGUCAUCAUGCUACUGGUGCCAAAUAUGGAAUUUAGUCUAAAAAUGUAUUGAUUCCAGACAGCUUUACUCAAUUUGCCUUCAUUCGCUCAUUCCGCCUUUUCACUUUGUUUUUGUUUUGUAAACAUUGCGGUGCACCAUCUAAACUUCUAUUAAAAUUAAUUUAUAUACGUAAAUAUCGCAUUGUUUGCAAUAUCUUUCUUACUUUGGGAGAACUAGUUGGUGACGUUCACUCAACUAUUGUAUUAUUCACUCCACGUGCAAUCUUGCAACAGAUGGCGUUCCUCUGGCGUUCGCUGCGGGUGUGCCAAUAUCAUUCCAGAGUGCUUCGAAGAAGGGCCAUUGCCCAAAGCGUCGCAUAUUAUACAUGUCAAGGAAGUGUUAUUGACGACGGUGGAGGGUUUUCUUCGUCGCAGAGGUUAAAGGUGGAAGGUUUAAGGCGGAGCCAUCGCGGAGGGCAGGGGUGGUCGGUGACGUCGCCACGCUUCGGGUAUAAAGGCGGCUGCUGCUGCAAGCUGAGCGCGCAGUCUCUCGCGAGGAGCUUUGUCACAA
Molecule: messenger RNA, 3880 nt
Organism: Lethenteron reissneri (Far Eastern brook lamprey)
Lineage: Eukaryota; Metazoa; Chordata; Hyperoartia; Petromyzontiformes; Petromyzontidae
Product: histone H1.5-like
Biological process (GO): nucleosome assembly
Cellular component (GO): nucleosome
Molecular function (GO): DNA binding; structural constituent of chromatin
Source: RefSeq, a predicted model, not a curated record